Messenger RNA from Panicum hallii, 636 nucleotides. RefSeq lists its product as uncharacterized. Bases 229 to 585 code for a protein of 118 amino acids. Lineage: Eukaryota; Viridiplantae; Streptophyta; Magnoliopsida; Poales; Poaceae. The transcript has 2 exons. The record is from RefSeq and is a predicted model, not a curated record.
UCACACACAGCCGCUCGGCUCACUGGUUCGUUGGUUGCUUUAUCUAAGCUACUAGCUCUCUGGCCACUCAUAGCCAGUGGCGUUCCGGUCAGUAGGCGUCGAGGUCUCGCCGCCGGCCUAGAGAGAGAGGAUUUGGAUAGAGAGAGAAAGUAGAGGAGGGUAAUAGAGAGAGAGAGAGAGAGAGAGGGCCCGGGGGGCAAGAUAGAGGGGAGCGUGCGCAGGAAGCUGAUGAGGCUCCUGUCGUUCGUGCCCUGCGGCUGCCGUGCUGGACCCAUCGACGACGCGCCGCCCGCCGACCACGCCGGAGACGCCGCCGCCGCCGCGAGGAGGAGGCGCCGGAGGAGGAGGGCCGCCGCCGGAUCCGUGGGUGGUGCGGCCGCCGCCCAGUGGCGCCCGUCUCUCGGGGACAUCUACGAGGAGUACAGCACCGACGCGGCCAAGACCGCCGCCGGGCCGGCGAGGGCCAGGAAGGCGGCGUCCUGGGACGUCGCCAGGGUGCUGCCCCGCGCACACAGCGAUGAAUACCGGCACCUCGAGAGCGCGUCGUCCAUGCCGGCGUUCGCGCCGACGGCGUACUUGUUCUGAUGAGGAUCAUGGCGGCGUCGGCAUCGACCACGAAUCGACGACGAUGACGAU